AUGGCUUCUGAUAAAAUAUUUAUGACCUUUGUCAUCGUUGUUUCAACUGUUCUUUAUCGAGUAUUGGACUAUCAAAACUCAAUGUUAGAAAGAGAAAUUCUACGUUUUAGUGGACCUGCAACAUGUUCCGUAAAUUCAGACAAGGAUUUCGCAAUGAUGGUUGAAAUAGGUAACGAAACUUUCUUGAAAAUGUUACGCAAUGUCUAUGUGAAUUAUGAGGAUCAUCGAGGAAAUGCUGUAGAAAAAUAUAUCGUUAAUCGUUUAAAAAAAGAAGGGGAUGAAUUCUGGAUUAAUAGAAUAUUUUAUCGUACGAUGAAAUGUGAAGAAGCAGAUUUGAAAAAUGAAUUCUAUAUAAAAUUAUUAAAAGAAAUGCAAAAACAAAAAUUAACUGGACGAUACUCUGAAGACGAAGUUGAAGAUAACAUCAAUCGAUUGGAACAACUUUAUGCUAAAAGAAUUCAGGGCCCAUCAUCGUCGAUUAUUGAAGAAACCAUUAUUGAAGCAGCUCCAAAAUAUACUUCAUCAUAUAAAUUACAAUUUUUAGAAACAUUUCGAGCAGAUAUGAAUGAAUUUUCUAAAUUUGGAAAAUACGUAGACGCUCUCUGGAAAGACUUGAGUACUUUGUGUAUAAAUUAUGAGUUUAACAACGUAAAUAAGGCAGCAUUCUAUGUCGAGUUGUGUUGGAUACUGUCUCAUAAAAAAUAA
Molecule: messenger RNA, 705 nt
Organism: Aphidius gifuensis
Lineage: Eukaryota; Metazoa; Arthropoda; Insecta; Hymenoptera; Braconidae
Exons: 4
Coding region: 1-705 (234 amino acids)
Source: RefSeq, a predicted model, not a curated record